ACUGUUUCAGUGCUAUAAAAUAACAAAAAAAUUUAAAUACAAAACCUAAAAAUUCAAGUAAAAUGUAUGUGAAUAGUUGAAAACGCACACAGUCAAGUAUAAAUGUUGAUUUCCCGUCAUUCCAUUAGAGUUUAAUCAUGUCUGAUAACAACAACAUGAACUUAGACAAAAAUCUUGAGGAUUUCGAAAUCCAAGAGGUUCUCCGUAAUGGUACAGAUUUGCGAGAAUAUGCUCUUCAAAUCGACAAAGGAAUCAUCGAAGCUGAAAAAGCAUCUGUUGCGGAUUAUUUGAGAGAAAGUGAGAAUAUUGGCUCCCUUCAUAAUCAAAUCGAAGAAUGUGACAAUAUUUUAGGGAAAAUGGAGAGUAUGCUACUGGUGUUUCAGAAUGAUUUAGGAAGCAUCAGCAAUGAAAUUAUAAGUUUACAAAAGCGUUCAGUGAAUAUGUCAGUACAGUUAUCUAAUAGACAAGUGCUUAAGGGACCUUUAUCUGCAUUCAUAGAAGACAUGGCAGUGUCUGAAACUGUUAUAUUUGGUAUCAACAAUGUUCCAGUUACCGACAAAGAAUUUAUGGUGCAGUUGGCAAUUUUAAACCAAAAAUUAAAUUUUGUAAAGGAACAAGAUUUCAAAGAAACUAAAGCUUGUCAUGAUGUCAAAGACGUUUUGGAAAAAUUAAAGAUAAAAGCAGUGUCAAAGAUAAGAACAUACAUUUUAGAACAAAUAUAUAAAUUCAGAAAACCAAUGGCAAAUUAUCAAAUACCACAAAAUGCCAUGCUGAAAUACAAAUUUUUCUUUGAAUUUGUAUUGACCAAUGAACGAAAUGUGGCUCAAGAAAUUUGCAAUGAAUAUAUUGAUACAUUGAGCAAAGUUUAUUAUUCAUACUUCAAGUCAUAUGCAUCAAGACUAGAUAAAUUGAAAUAUGAAGAAGCACCCAACAAAGAUGACUUAAUGGGAAUAGAGGAUGGAUCUAAAGGAGGAUUCUUCCAGAAAUCUAAUUUAAAAAAUAAAAGUACAAUAUUCACUAUAGGGAAUAGAGGUGAUGUUCUGGCCCAACAACUAGAAGCACCCAUUAUUGUACCACAUGUUCAGCAAAAAACAAAGUAUUCAUAUGAAGCUUUAUUUAGAAGUCUUCAAUAUGCCUUGGUAGACAAUGGUUGCAGAGAAUAUCUGUUUACCACUGAAUUUUUCCAUGUCAAAGGAAACCAUGCACAAGAGCUCUUUGAUAGAAUCCUCGGUAAAACAUUGUCCGUGCUUGUAAAAAAUGUGGAAAACUAUGUAGUUGAAUGCUAUGAUUGUUUGGCACUAUUUCUUUGUAUCCAAUUAAUAAACAGAUAUAAGUUAAUGUGCCAUAAAAGAGCAGUUGCGGCUCUGGACAGUUACUGGGAAUCAUUAUACAACACUUUGUGGCCUCGGCUACAAUAUGUAUUAAAACUGAACAUUCAAAGCGUACGGGACUGCGACCCUUCUAAACUGUCAAACAAGGAAAUGGGACCGCAUUAUAUAACACGAAGGUACGCCGAAUUUUCGGCAGCUAUGCUGAGCCUCAGUGAACAAUUCCCGUCUGAAGAACUCAGUAAACUUCUGACUGUACUUCAGGAUGAAGUCCAUUGUUUUUUACUUAAAAUGGCUGCAGAGUUCCCUCAAAGAAUACAACAGCUUAUAUUUUUAAUUAAUAAUUACGACAUGGUCCUCAGCAUAUUAAUGGAAAGAACUAGAGACAACACAAAAGAAGCAGAAAGCUUCAGGGAACAAUUACAGGGAAGAAGUUCAGAAUAUGUAGAAGAGAUUCUCAGUCCACAUUUUGGUGGAAUGAUACAGUUUGUCAAGGAAUGUGAGCAAUUGCAAGAUGGUGAUAAAAAGGCAGAAUUAGCCGGAUUAGAAAGAAAAUCUCUAUCCCUUGUAGCAUCAUUCAGUUCGGGAUGGAAACAAAGUCUAGAAGAAAUACAUAGAGAAGUGCUAGUAUCGUUUCCAAAUCUAGUUACCGGGUCAGGUCUGUUGCAAAUGGCGUUAACGAAUUUCGUUCAAUAUUACCACAAAUUUGUAAAACUUUUAACGCCCAGUGCCCGUACUCAAUUAGUUAAUAUACAUGUGAUAAUGGUAGAAAUAAAAAAAUAUAAAACAAAUUUUUAGAAUCUUAGAUUUCAUUCCGACAUGAGAUCAUGUACAUACACAAAUACGUGAUGAUGAUGAUGAUCAUCAUCAUCAUCAUCUUCUUCUCUUACAUGUAGUUGUUUAUUUCCCAAAUGGACGCAUAAAAUCAAUCGAGUAUUUCAGCACAAUCAGUUUUAAUGAAAUAGUAUUGCAAUUCGAGCACUUGAAAUCAUGUAUAUGACCUCUAAUAUAUGUUUUAUUUGUGAACUCUGGAUUUUGUAGUAAAUAUAUGUUUAAUGUAUGUAUUACAUACCAUACAUAUUACAUACCAAACCUUAAUUAUUCCUCGAAUGUUUUCAACAUACUUGUCUCCGCGAUGGACAUCUAAACUACUGAACCGAUUUUAACUACCUUUUUUUUAAAUAUGUGUUUUGUUCCAGCUUAGGUCCUAUGAUGGUUUUUAUUUCGAUUAAUGCUCGCAAUA
Messenger RNA from Bombyx mandarina (wild silkworm), 2571 nucleotides. RefSeq names its product vacuolar protein sorting 52 (gene Vps52). The record is from RefSeq and is a predicted model, not a curated record. Gene Ontology annotation, molecular function: syntaxin binding. Gene Ontology annotation, cellular component: GARP complex. NCBI's taxonomy places the organism in Eukaryota, Metazoa, Arthropoda, Insecta, Lepidoptera, Bombycidae. Gene Ontology annotation, biological process: endocytic recycling; Golgi to vacuole transport; lysosomal transport.